AUGUCCGUUACGCGCUGGAUACAUUGCAACGUUUGCUUUCAUCUUUUAGCGCGAAAAGAACGAAAGUUUUAUCAUCUUUCUUGCCGUCAUGUGCUUUGUAAGCAAUGUAUGGCUAAAACGGAUAGAGGCACAACAUGCCCCGUAUGCCAACAGCCAUUGGAAAGCUACACGGAGCUCAGUAAUCAGAUGGAUAGCAAAGAAAUGAUGUACUAUGAUCCCGGCUGUUUAAAGGCGCUUAAUGUGGCCUAUCGAAGCGUCGUCUUUCAACACAAACAACGAGAGAAUAUGAUACGAGGAAUCUUGCGUUGUCGUAUCGCAACUGCACAGAUGAAGGAAAUGGAAGACGUAAUGCGCCAGAAGAUAGUGGAAACGCAGCGACGGUACGAAAAGUUUCGCACCUAUCGUCGAAAUCUGCAGGAAACGAUGCGUCAAAUGUCUCCUCGCUACCCAAGUGGUCCGACGGUCGGCCCCAGCAAACGGCCAGCUCUACAGCCGGUAACCACAUCAAACCACCCGUCAUCAGCACUGUCCAAUCGUCGCGAUGACGAUCUGACCAGUCGCAGAUACGAACAGCGAAGGCCAACAACAUCCACGAUACCACCAAGCUUUGCCGAAAGCUUUAAUAAGUCUCCAGCUAGGCUCACAAAUCGGCCACCAUCCAAUAUGGCUAGUAGCUUUACACGACAGCAUGUAACGAUGAUGAAACCACAACGAAGCAAUACCGGACAGCAUGUCAUGGGAGAAGGAGCAAAAAUUGGCUUUACCGGAAUGAAUGCAUUUGCGAAUGAUUCAGGCAUUUCAGGCAUGCAAACGCCUUCGUCUAGCUUAAGCUUUGGUGACAGUUCUAAGAUAGCCGGGCAUCGGCAGCUACAACACCAAAAGUAUCUUACACCAUCAACACCAGCAAGAUAUCAUCACCAGCCCUAUCUGCACAGUCAAAUAUUGUCUUCCAAAAAUCCACGGCAUUGA
This is a messenger RNA of Anopheles maculipalpis, 969 nucleotides long. RefSeq names its product RING finger protein narya-like. Gene Ontology annotation, biological process: homologous chromosome pairing at meiosis; protein sumoylation; reciprocal meiotic recombination. Lineage: Eukaryota; Metazoa; Arthropoda; Insecta; Diptera; Culicidae. The coding region runs from base 1 to 969 and encodes 322 amino acids. The record is from RefSeq and is a predicted model, not a curated record. Gene Ontology annotation, molecular function: SUMO transferase activity. The transcript has 5 exons. Gene Ontology annotation, cellular component: synaptonemal complex.